Conger conger (European conger) is the source of this 1134-nucleotide messenger RNA. RefSeq lists its product as uncharacterized. Bases 1 to 1134 code for a protein of 377 amino acids. The record is from RefSeq and is a predicted model, not a curated record. The transcript has 7 exons. NCBI's taxonomy places the organism in Eukaryota, Metazoa, Chordata, Actinopteri, Anguilliformes, Congridae.
AUGCCGGCGUGGAUAACCUGGUUACUCACAACAGCGGCCACCGGAUUACUUGCGCUGGUAGUACAGCAGAAGGCGUCCGACCUGCUCGUCUGGAAGUGCUUUCUGUUCAGUUCCCGCCGAGUAAGCCUUGAACGUUGUGUGACCAGGAUCCUGAGGCUUUAUGAACCUCUGGCCAGCUACUUCAAAUCUGCUGAUGAAAAUCAGGCCAGGUUCAAGAGGCUUGUGCAGACGUUCACUGACCCCAUGACAGAAGUGUACCUGCUGUUCUUUCAAGCCACCGUACCAACUUUCACUACUUUCAACUUGCUUCUUCAAAGAGAGCGGCCAUCAAUAUUUAUGUUAUAUGAUGAGAUGGUGAAAUUUGUACGCAAGCUUUGUUCAAAGUUCAUUGUUCCAGCAGCUCUGCAGGGCCUUGAGGAGCCUGGUGAUAUUGCCUUUAAAGAGAAGGCAAACCAUUUACCAGGAAGAAAGUUGAACAUUGGGUUCACAACCAGGGCUAAACUCAACAAACUACUUGACAAGGGUGACAUCACACCACAGCAGGUGGAUUCAUUCCACGAAGCUGUGUUGUGUUUCCUGACAAGUGCUGUGGACUAUGCACUAAAGAAGCUGCCACUGAAAGAGCCACUGCUCAAACAUUCAACAUUUGUAGAUGUACGGCAGAGGGCUGAAAGUGACAUCGGAGAUGUCCUGUACUUUGUUGAAAGGUUUCCCCAUCUCCUCCCAUACCAUGGUCCAGAGGAGCAUGACCUUCUGGGUGAGGAGUUUCUAAGUUAUCAGACCAUGCCAAUGAUAUCCCUGCAGGACGAAACUGAAAUGGAAAGCUUCUGGGCUGAGAUGGCAACCCGGAAACAUAAGGUGACAGGAGCCAACGAAUUUGAGAGGCUUGCUGCCGUCGCCAAGCUGGUCCUGGUGUUGCCCCAUUCCAACGCAGACGCUGAGAGGGUAUUUUCAGUUGUGGGACUGAACAAAACCAAUAUCAGAAACAGCCUAGCAUUGGAUGGCACCCUGUCCUCAAUAAUGACAAUAAAGAUGGCCGACCUGGAGCCCUGUUUCAAAUGGGAGCCCCCCUCAGAUGUCAUCAAGGCCUCCAAGAAGGCCACAGGCCAGUAUAACCGUGCCCACAGAUCAUAG